Messenger RNA from Clupea harengus (Atlantic herring), 2629 nucleotides. Its product is annotated as E3 ubiquitin-protein ligase TRIM35-like. Lineage: Eukaryota; Metazoa; Chordata; Actinopteri; Clupeiformes; Clupeidae. Gene Ontology annotation, molecular function: zinc ion binding; protein binding. The record is from RefSeq and is a predicted model, not a curated record.
AGUCAGCAUUGUGUACCAGUUUUUUGAGGAGCAUUUCCCUGAAUUUCACAAAAAGUGUAUAGGAUUUGAAUCGUGGACUCAGCUUUUAAGGCCAUGAAUGGUCUAGUUCCAGCCUUAAUUUCCAAUAUUGAUCCUUUACAAUCCUUUAAAGUCCUCCAAUGAGCUUGACGUGGUUUUUACCUUGGUCUAAUUUUGAAAUCAAAGGGUGAUCAAUCUUUUACUGUUGUUGGUCCCAUAUGGAAUACUCUCCUAUUUUAUGUUAGAUCUGAUGUCUGCUUUUAAAACCAGAAUAAAAACUCACUUUUAUAUACAGGCUUUCCCUGGGUUGUAUUUAGUCACUUUUGUCUUUUGUUGUUUCACCUUUAUUGCUUUUAUAUGUUUUAGCCCUUUUAACUCUCAUUCUUUUACUCUUUUAUUUUUAUCGUCAGUUAAUUUACCUCAAAUGGAUAGCACUUUCGUACAACACCUGUUGUUUUGAAAUGUGCGAUAUAAAUAAAAGUGACUUGACUUGACGGUCAACCCUUAACUUUGCCUGAGUCCCCAAAACAGUUUUGUUGACUGCAAACAAGUUGGUGCUUUCUGAGUAGUGAUGUUUUGGUGGAGCCUGUGAGGCUGAAAGGACGUGGGCAGUCAAUAGAGUGUAAUGGGCGUGUAUAGUGACUGCUCGCAAGUCAGGUGGCCAGGUAAGCUGUGCCAGGCCAUGAAAGCACUUAAGAACUGGUUGGUGGUUAGAGUUGGACCAGUUCUUCUGGUCUUGCGGUUGACCAAUAGCAUAGUGGAGUUGACAACCUCAGGUAUGGUGUCAGGAGCUGAGAAGGUUGUAGCGAUGUACAGGUCAUAGAGGGAGAGCGUUGAGAUACAGCUUUGAAGUAUACUACACUUAGAAAAAAAAGUAACAGAGAGGGGUUCCUCUUUUGUUCAAGGAGAAGCCUACUUCUGACUUUGUCUGGUUCCACCAUGCCGCUACGGCCGAGAGCGCUCUCGCAGCCUGGCAGGGCCAGCUCCUUCCUCGGCUUCAAAGCGGCGGAGGUGAGGCCGCGGGCGAUGUCGACGCGCUCCAAGUCCAUGCUGGAGGACGAGCUGUCGUGCCCCGUGUGCUGCGAGAUCUUCACCGACCCCGUGGUGCUCAAGUGCAGCCACAGCUUCUGCAAGAGCUGCCUGCAGCAGUUCUGGAACAAGAAGGCGUCCAAGCGCGAGUGCCCGGUCUGCCGUACUAAGUGCUCGUUGCAGGAGCCCACGGUCAGCCUGGCCCUGAAGAACGUUUGUGACACCCUGCUGAAGGAGCAGGGGAUCAAGGGCUCGGGAGGGGGAGCUGAGGGCGCAGGGGCCAGUGGAGGUGCUGGUGUUGGAGGGUUGAUAAGGACUGAGGAACUAUGUCCAAUACAUGGAGAGCCUGUCAAGCUGUACUGCCAGGAGGAUGCCGAGGUGCUGUGCUGCGUCUGCCAGACAUCUAAAAAGCACCAGGGACACAGUGUCUGUCCCGUGGAGGAGGCUGCCCAAGACCUGAAGGAAGAGAUGAAAAAAGAUGUGAUGCCUUUGAAGAAAAGUCUUCGUGGGUUCUAUGAGGCGAAACAGCAAUGUGAUGACACAACAGUACACAUACAGAAUCAGAGGCAGAGGACGGAGAGGCAGAUAAGGGAGGACUUUGCAGAAAUGUACCGGUUCCUUCAGGAGGAGGAGGCUGCCAGGAUUGACUUACUGCAGGGGGAAGAGGAGCACAAGAGGCACAUCAUGAAGAAGAAGACAGACAGCAUUACACAGGACAUCCUCACACUCUCUCACGCGGUCAUCGCCGUCGAGAACCAGAUCGCCUCCAGUGACACCCAGUUUCUUCAGAAUUACAAGAAUACCACCAAGAGGGCCCAAAUUGCAAAGCAGGUGCCAGAGAAAGUUCCUGGAGUGCUGAUGAACGUUGCCAAGCACCUUGGGUCUCUAAAGUACAGAGUCUGGGAGAAAAUGCAGUCUAUUGUGGAAUAUACUCCGGUGACGCUGGAUCCCAACACGGCCUACAGCUGGCUCACCCUCAACCGAGACCUGACCAGCGUGACUAACAGUGGCGUGGUGCAGCAGCUGCCAGACAACCCCGAGCGCUUCGACCACUUUGUGUUUGUCCUGGGCUCCGAGGGCUACGCCGGCGGCCGGCACGCCUGGGAGGUGGAGGUAGGCGAGAAGCAGGACUGGGUGCUGGGGGUGGUCAACCAGUCCGUCGAGAGGAAGGGCACGAUCUCAGGCUGCCCCGAGGGCGGCUUCUGGACCAUCUCGUACUCGGACGGCGAGUACACGGCCAUGACCAGUUCCCGCACGCCCCUCUCCAUCGACACACCGCUGAAGAGGGUGAGGGUGCAGCUGGACUACGAGGCGGGCGAGGUCAGCUUCUCCAACCCUGUGGCCAUGGCGCCGAUCUACACGUUCACGGACCAGGCCUUCACCGAGAGGAUGUUCCCUUUCCUCUGCCCCGGAGCCAACAUCAAAGGCAACAACUCCAGCCCACUGAAGGUGUGCCCUGUAAAGGUAGCUGUAUGGAACAGCGCCACCUGGUGACUUUAAUCACUGCACCUACUUAAUGUGACUUCAAGUCCAUCCUUUACACUGAUAUCACGUGUGAUAGAUAUGUGAGUUGAUAGGCCUA